Molecule: messenger RNA, 3640 nt
Organism: Saccostrea cuccullata (small rock oyster)
Lineage: Eukaryota; Metazoa; Mollusca; Bivalvia; Ostreida; Ostreidae
Exons: 8
Coding region: 128-3640 (1170 amino acids)
Source: RefSeq, a predicted model, not a curated record
CAUAGUGUGUAAUAAUUAUAAAUAUUGACCUUAUCUCCACCUGCCGUGUUGCCUAACAGCGGAGGUGCGGGGACCUUCUUGAAUUUCACUAUUUUAAGGACAAGGUGUAUCAGGACAUAGGUUAAGGAUGGGGUCCGGGGCCUCACAAAUCGAUGAUGAGGAUGAUUAUAUCGAUGAAGAAUUAGACAAACCGAAAAAACCCGAACCUAAAAAAAAAACACAGAGAAAGUCACGGAAAGGUAACCAAAAUCCCGCCACUGGCGUCCCAAAGACAUCUAAAGAUGAACUACUGGCCGAUGUAGACUUCAAGUAUAUCGAUAACCAUGCCUUUAAGGCUCCCCAUUACCUGUUGUACACCUCCUUUGUGGAACUGGCUGACUAUCUAACAGAUGAGGGCGCCUGGCAGGAUGACCUUGUCAAGGUCAGGUCCGUGUUCCGCUGGAUUACGUCAUACAACCUCAAGAAAAUGCAGAUUGGUCCAAAUCCGCCCGCGAAUACUGUCUUAGAAUAUCUCAGCAAGAUCAACUGUAACAUCGGCAACCACGCCAACUUAUUCUACAUUCUGUGUCAAAUGGUGGACGUGCCUUGUGUUAUUGUUGAUGGUGUUACCAAAAGUUCUGCAUACAAACUCGGAGAACCACUAAACAAGAAAGCCAUCAAGGCUCAGUGGAAUGCCGUGUACGUCAGAGAUGAAUGGCGCCUCAUCGAUGUGUACUGGGCAACCACGUGUGUGGAAAUCAACACCGGGGACACUCCGGGGGAAGUCCAAAUCAGGAAAUACGCCAAGACGAAGGUGGACAAGAAGACCAAGCUGGACCACAGAGAGGAGGUGGACGAGUGUUACUUUUUCACCGAGCCCUAUCACCUGAUAUGGACCCAUCUUCCGGACGACGAAAAAUGGCAGCUUCUGCCUCAUCCAAUUAAAGAGUCGGAAUUUGAGAAACUUGUGUACGUACGAGAGCGAAUGCAUGAACUUGAAGUGGACUUUCCCGCCAAAAAGAAUAGGCGAGUGAACGUGUUUCUCAAACAAGGUAUCGGACACAUAGAAUUAGACCUUCCUCCAAAGCGGAGUAAGUUCUUGCGGUUUAAAUUCGCGUUUUAUCGAUCAAAAGGUUCAAUGGAUGAUGACAAGGAUAUUGAUGUGAUGCUGAAUAACUGUGUCAAAAUGAAUCAGACAGGGACUAACUUGUUCUUUGACUUUGAUGUGCCGGUUUGUGGAACCUUUAACUUUGAAAUCUAUGGAAAAGAUGCUAAUCACAAGGAUCUGCAAGAAUUCGACCUUAUGUGCACAUACUGCAUCCGAGCACCUGUUCCGGAAAGGAAACCGCUUCCGCUUCCGGAUAAUCCAGAAAUAGGUUGGGGUCCAAAUAUGAAGACUCUUAAAAGUGGAAUAAAGCCAGUUACUCACAAACGGUCCAAAAUAAUUACAGAUGAUGGCAUUCUGGAAAUAAAAAUUCAAGCUCCGAGAGAAUCCAAUCUGACGAUGGAGCUUAGGUCUGGAGUUGUUGAUGAUGCUGCAAUUGUAAAAUACGCCAUUCUUAGGUGGGAGGAAGGUCAUUACAUCAUUAACACGAGACUUCCAAAAGCUGGACAUUAUAUCAUGAAAAUAAACGCCCGCAAUCCUAAAAGGGGAACUGAGGUGGAGAAUGUGUUGAAUUACAUUAUAAAAAACAAUGGAAAACAGGAGAUUGAUAAUCCCUACCCGCACAUUGAGAACGGUGUCUUAGGAUCUACCGAGAGUGCCGAAAAUCUUGGCGUUCGUGCCGUGUUCGCAGAAAACAUUAUAAGAGCGAAGAAAGGCAAAACGGUUGUGGAAAUAGCAGCUGAUGAAGAAACAAAAAUCAUGCACGAAGUAGACUGCACGAACGAAGAGGGAAUGAACACUAUGGUAGCCAAAGCAUCACAGGAGGGGCAGAUUCACACGUACGAUUUGGGUCUACCCGUCGCAGGAGAGUACUCCCUUAACAUUUACGAGAAACAACAAACUGGUGUCAAUGUUUUGUAUGCAUUUUUAAUUUUAUCCACCGGAAAACCAAAGAAACCCGUCGGAAACAAGUCUGACAGGACCAAAUCGCGAGGUUCAUUGUCGAAUAAAUCAACAGUGAUUGACCUGUCAGACGUGCCUGUUAGCAAUAAAUCAAAUACAAACACGCCAAGACUGAUCACCAAAACAUUCCGCACAAAAGAAGUAGAGCUUUAUGUUCCUGCGCCUGAUGACACCGUUAACAUUGUCGCCAUUUUGACUCCGAAAGAAACUCCAACAAACACAAUAAAUGUGGCACCCCUUCGUAAAGAUGGAAGUAACUGGUUUAACGUACCGCUUGCUUCUGUUGGUGAAUAUAAAUUUGAUGUCAUGAAACAAAACAGCGACUCUUCCAUCAGCUAUAUCGCCAAAUAUAAGAUUCGUCGGCUAGACAUCAACGCAUCAGAGGCCAACCAACCGGAACAGCCAGCCUUUGACCCGGAUGCACACUUCAAGGCACGAGCGAAAAAGAAGGAAGAAGUUACACAGAAUCUGGAAGACGCCAUCGAAUCCCAGAGUGUUGGGAGGAUAGAGAAUGCGAUGAUUGUAUACGCCGGUAACGUUAGCAACAACAACCAGGAUCGUCUGCUGGAGAAGGCCGAGCAGACAUUGAAGACAUUGGCCGUCAGGAAAGAUUUACUGGGCGCAUACGAAAAGAGACACAUUCCCACACUGGAGCGAAUGUUAAACAGGGCACGCGCCAACAACUUCAACAAUAUCCUGGAUUCCGAGAUCGUGCUGGCUAGCCGUCUGCUGGACAGACUCAACAAUCUAAAGAGUCUCCGAAAGGAAGUCAUGAUGAAAGACUCGAAGGCUCUGACGGAACUGAAGCGUUACGCCAAUCCUCCGGCGGGGGUAUACGAGGUGAUGUCGUGUACGCUACUGCUGUUAGGACACCCGCCAUGGGAUAUAGACACAUGGGCAAAAUGUAGAGCAAUAAUAAGCCGCACCGGAAAAGAUUCAAUAAAAUUCAAAAUGGCUGAUUUUGACCCACGUGACGUGCCGCUAGAUGUCGCACUAGAUGGCAGAGACCUAAUAGAUCCAUUCACGGAGAAACAGAUUUAUGACGUCAGUCCAACGGCCGCUGCAUUCCAUUAUUGGGACACUCGUCAGCUAACGGAGGUCGAGACCACGGCUGUAUCUUUAGGAGGAAAGAAUUUCGCGCCAGACGAGGUGCAGGAACUCGAGACUAUCGCGGAGAGCGAGAACUCUGAAUUAAACGGUACAGACGUGUUACCUCUGACUGAGGAAAACCUCAAUCAGUUUGAUAAUACCUCCAAACAAAAUGGACAUGUUCAAUUCGACCCAAGUCCUUCUCCAAAAACAAACGGGCAUGGCCCGCCUCCAACCUCAAAUAACAUCAGCGACACACACUCACGGAAACCUAGCACAGCAUCACGCCCCCUAUCGGACAGAACCGUCUUAUCCAAUGGAAACUCUAGGCCCUCACCCCUCCCUCCUAUCACGCCCAGGGGUAUCUACACAAACGGAUCUCCAGCGUCGUCAAACGCCUCCUUAACACCACGGGGGCAAAAAAUAUUCAACUAUAGGACCUCCAGGAAGAGCGGCUUUGUAAAUCUGAGGAAACUCGGAAUUAUUCCUGAUUGGAAAGGCUGA